This is a messenger RNA of Acipenser ruthenus (sterlet), 1961 nucleotides long. RefSeq lists its product as uncharacterized. The transcript is spliced from 10 exons. The coding region runs from base 465 to 1802 and encodes 445 amino acids. Lineage: Eukaryota; Metazoa; Chordata; Actinopteri; Acipenseriformes; Acipenseridae. The record is from RefSeq and is a predicted model, not a curated record.
UUUUUAAAGUGUUAAGUGUCAGGGGAAUUCUUGUAUUGGGAAUUCUCAAAUGACAACAGUCCAAUGAGAAUUCAAUGAACGCCCUUGAGUUAGUAACUCCGGUUUUCAGCUGUCUGCUUAGGUGUGGCGCCCAGCACUAUGAUAUCAUACCUGUAAAAAGAUAAAACAAGUCUCAACAGGAAGUUGUUAUUGAGUGAGUGCGUUGCAAGGAGAGUGUGUACGAAGCCUCGUUGCAAACAACUUGUCUGAGCCUGGAGGCUGCGAUUAUUAACGCAUGCAGUUGACAAUGCUCAUGCUGAUCCUGCGAGACACACACUGGACUGCUGCAGACUGAGAAGGCACGAGAGGGUGGAGCUGCAGAACGCAUACAAACAGAGCCUGCAAAACAACGAGAACAUUAAUCACAUCUGCACAAAUACUACUAUCGCAAAUCACAGUGCAUUUUAUAUACACACGCAACAAAGAUGGCUGUAAUCGAUAUCUCGACACCAGCUGUUGGGGAAAAUGCACAUGAUGCCAAACACCCAACCGAAGAGACAGGUAUUCCUGAAGAGGGCAUUUCUGGAACCAAAACACCAAUACAAGAAUCUGGCAUUAAGGAAGAGCAUUGUGUCAGUGAUCAACUGGAGAAAAAAGAUCUUCAGUCUCCCCCCUUGUCAACACUGGAUUGUCUUACCCAAGAUGAGAUGAACGGAAGCCCAGCAAUCCAACCUUUAGCAUGCACUUCGGUACACUCAGAUGAAGAACACUCAGACAAAGCUCCCAACUCCCCGGACCUCAUUGCUGACCUCCAGCUAGAAGAUCCAGCCCAAGAAAGGGACCCUGCUUUGGAUACAGAGAACACCCCAAGUGAGGAAGAUGGUGGAGCCCUAACUCUGGGUUCUGGAGAUGUUCCUGCUGUAUCUUGCAUCUUGGACCACGGCCCGAUUCCUACUGCUGAUUGUGAUGAUAAAAAGAAGGAGACAAAAAAAAAGAACUGCCGUCAGGAGAAAUCGAAGGCCAAGAAGAUGAAGAAAAACAAACCAUCUCCAGCGAUCGCUUCAUCGACUCACUGCUGGGCUAUCACAAAGGUGUUGGAGGAUCUGAGACCUUGGUUGAUAGGUUUUCUGGUAUUUAUACUGCUAUGUAUUUACCCCUCUGCCGAUGCUAUCAAUAUACCUGCUCCGGUCUGCAUUGGACAAACUGCAGCCCUGGAUUUGAAUACGGAGGGCCCUGUGAAAGGACCUUAUGCUGUAUAUAAGGGAAUUUUUCGGAAAAGCAAGGUUGUGUACUCAAAUGAGAUUGUGUCCAACUGUCCUCCAAGACCAUACAUCAUCCCAGAUGAUCAAAGCUACUUAUUCUGCAACUCAGACAAUAAAACAGCCCUGCUUCUGGUGUCAAAUGUUACUUUGGAGCACAACAGCAAAUUCACAGUCGAAUAUACAACUCAAGAUGACAACCCAGGUUCCAAGGAGACCAGCCUGCAAGUCAAUAGCACUGAGUGCCCUUCAAAAAUGACAAAUGAGGACUCUCACAACGAUACGAACACACAAAGCAACCUCGGUGAAGGUCCCAACAUCCCAGUUCUUUGUGGUUUUGUCGCUGGAGUUGUAAUAUUACUUGUUGCCCUUCCUUUGGCUGGAUACUGUUUGAUCAAAAGAUGCAGGAAAGAUGGAGAGCAAAACAUGACUGAAUUAGAUCAAGUGGAUGCCUGUAGCAGAUUGGCUGAGGAUGGCCAGCAGGCUGCGACUGGGAAUGGAUAUCAACCAAUAGCAAGCCGAGAUGCUGAAGGGUCUGCUGAGAACCGGCCUGUCGCUGUGUAGCUCAUAUUGCACAGAGACUGGGAUUCUCAGUAAUUACUUAAUGAAAUCUAGAGUAGUUGAUUUUAAUCGCAUUUUAUGAUUGCUAGUUCAUUGAUUAAUGGUUGUCUAAAUGCCUUGACAUUCUGCAUUGCAUGCUUAUUAAAUUAUUUUAUUUUAAAA